AUGUGUGAGUAUCAUGGAACCCAUAGGCACAGAACCGAGGACUAUUGCCAACUAAGGGAGGAGGUGGCUCGCUUACUGAAGAACGACCACCUUUGGGAAUUCCUGAGUGAACGAGCUAAAAGCCACUACAAGGAAAGGGAAUCUCACAAACGGGCUAAACCGGUGGAACCUCAUCAUAUAAUCAAUAUGAUAAUCAGGGGAAUAGAUGCUCUUCGAGGGCCGGUGAUGAAACGAACGAAGGUUUCCGUUGUGCGUGAGAAGCGCAGCCGGGAUUACGUACCCGAGGGUUCCAUCUCCUUCAGCAAUGAGGAUGCAGAAGGCAUCAUUCAACCGCAUAAUAACGCAUUGGUAAUUUCUAUUCUUAUUUUUAAGUCACAAGUCAAACGUAUUUUGAUUAACCCAGGUAGCUCGGCCAAUAUCAUCCGGUGGAGAGUGGUUGAACAACUAAGGCUACUCGACCAGAUCGUGCCGAUCGCCCGAGUACUCAGUGGGUUCAAUAUGGCAAGUGAAACCACGAAGGGGGAGAUUUCUUUGCCGGUCAACAUUGAUGGCACCAUUCAACAGAUGGUGUUCUAUGUCAUUGAAGGAGAUAUGAAGUAUAAUGCUUUGCUUGGUCGAUCGUGGAUUCAUAGCAUGAGGGCAGUGCCAUCGACACUACACAGCUGCUGA
Molecule: messenger RNA, 669 nt
Organism: Lycium ferocissimum
Lineage: Eukaryota; Viridiplantae; Streptophyta; Magnoliopsida; Solanales; Solanaceae
Exons: 1
Coding region: 1-669 (222 amino acids)
Source: RefSeq, a predicted model, not a curated record